AUGAAAGAGCAUCUUUUAGAUUUAACUGCUGAUGACAUGCUUAAGAUGGAAUUUUAUUCGCAAAGUGUCGACGUAUUUUGGAUGAAAAGAAAACACGAAUAUCCAAAGGUGGCAAGGGAAGCUCUAAAAUUAUUAGUGUCAUUCGCCACAACAUACUUGUGUGAAUUGACAUUUUCUGCAAUGGUAGACAUUAAAACUAAAAAGAGAAAUAGACUGCAAUUAGAAAAUGAUUUGAUUAUUAAUGUUUCAAAAAUAGCACCUCAAUUUGAUAAACUUUUGAAAAAUAAACAAGCCCAUCCUUCUCAUUAA
Messenger RNA from Daktulosphaira vitifoliae (grape phylloxera), 309 nucleotides. Its product is annotated as protein FAM200A-like. Lineage: Eukaryota; Metazoa; Arthropoda; Insecta; Hemiptera; Phylloxeridae. The transcript has a single exon. The coding region runs from base 1 to 309 and encodes 102 amino acids. The record is from RefSeq and is a predicted model, not a curated record. Gene Ontology annotation, molecular function: protein dimerization activity.